AUGGCAAAGUGCUUCUACCAGUGGCCAAUUUACCCCGACAAUGUGAGACAGAUGGCAAUAAUUACCCACCGAGGCCAAGAGGCCAUCACAAGCCUACAAUUCCCCCGAAUAUUGAAGCAACUAGAAACCUACCUCGGCCUCACAGGCACUUACCGACAUUAUAUCGCAAAAUACACAAGCAAGGCCGAGCCACUACAAAAGCGCAAAACACUCCUUCUCAAGGACGCACCGUCUAAAGGCACCGCACGCCGUAACCUCUCUAUACACACUAUACUGGACGAGCCAUCAAAAGAGAAGCUGGAAGCUUUUGCAACCCUCCAAGCUGAAUUCACCAAGGCACCCUGGCUGGCACACCACAAUCCACAUCGACGCCUAUACGCCGAUCUUAAUACCUCCAAGGAACAGGGAUACAGGGUAGUGCUAUUCUACAUAAAGGCAGAAUAUGAUCACAAGGACCUUACAAAGCCCCCACCAUUCACAGCGGUACAGCUGAUUAUGUUCCUAAGCCGCCUACUAUCCACCACCAAGAAGAAUUACUGGCCAACCGAACUAGAAGUCUCAUAUCUGGUAUGGACCCUGCACAAGGCCCGCCAUCUAUUCGAAGCCGCUCCAGCAGACCUCCCGCCAGUCAUCUACACAGACCAUAGUGGCACAGUCACUAUCACAACAAGCUCCAGCCUAAAGUCAGCAAACUCGGAUAAUUUGAACCUUCACCUUAUCAGGACAUCGCAAUUUAUCCAACAAUUUCGUGUCCUAAUACACCACCACCCAGGCAUAGGGAACAAGAUUGUAGACACACUUUCGAGACUACCAAGCUCCAAACCUACAAAGCCACGCACUAACAAGGGCGAUCUCAACUCACUAUGGUACAAUCCUAGACCACCAGAUAAACUAGACAACAAGCUCACCUCAAUCCCCGACAACAAAAUGAUAGCAUUCACAACGACAGUCUAA
Messenger RNA from Penicillium chermesinum, 954 nucleotides. RefSeq lists its product as uncharacterized. Bases 1 to 954 code for a protein of 317 amino acids. The transcript is spliced from 2 exons. Lineage: Eukaryota; Fungi; Ascomycota; Eurotiomycetes; Eurotiales; Aspergillaceae. The record is from RefSeq and is a predicted model, not a curated record.